Molecule: messenger RNA, 2943 nt
Organism: Exophiala dermatitidis NIH/UT8656
Lineage: Eukaryota; Fungi; Ascomycota; Eurotiomycetes; Chaetothyriales; Herpotrichiellaceae
Exons: 4
Coding region: 1-2943 (980 amino acids)
Biological process (GO): mRNA export from nucleus; protein import into nucleus; post-transcriptional tethering of RNA polymerase II gene DNA at nuclear periphery
Cellular component (GO): nuclear pore; nuclear pore outer ring
Molecular function (GO): structural constituent of nuclear pore
Source: RefSeq, a predicted model, not a curated record
AUGGCUCCUAUUACUAGGUCCUCCGUCCAGGGAAGACCGGCGCAGAACCAGUUUGGCGAUUUCCAGAGGAACAACUCGACUGAGGACCAUCUCGAGUCCGACCAUGCGAGCGACGAGGAAAUGGCCGAUGACGACGUCGCGGAGUCCAUACAGGAAGAACCCGGGUCUCCUUUCCGCUCUACUGCGCAAGAAUUUCUUCGACCGCUGCAAGACACCGCCGACCGAGUGAGCAGGCAAGUCGAGGAGUUUGCAAAGGCAUUGGACAAGUUCGUGGCCAACCGAGAGCCCACCGAUGCCUCUCUGUGGGAAGAUGCUUUGGUACUGUUAGACCGCUACAGCAAGAUUGCUCAAAUCAGAAAGACAAACACGACAUCCACCGAUGAUGCAGACUCCCAAACACAGAAACUUCAGCUGGAAUCUGACCUGUGGGGGCUCAUUCGAAACCUGCUCUAUUGUAACUCGCCCGAGACAGUCAACAACACACAAAUCGCGCAAGAGUCAAGGCUGGCCGGACUCCACCGUUAUUCAAACAACGUCGAACUUUGGACGGCAUUUUUGGAUUCCGAUGUCGUCGCCCAAGAAUAUGAAUGCAUAUUGGGCUGGCUCCAAGAUCGGGCAGCCGAUACACUACCGCCCAUUGAAACCAUUAUGAAGACCUUGCAAGAGAAAUCAGAGCGAGGUGAUGGGGUUUGGAGCGCCGGGCCGAUUUUCACGCAAUCCGCGAUCAAGAAACAGAAACGAACACGGGCCUUGUCAAGGCCGCUCGAUCCCUCCAACCCCAAUAUCAGCCGCUCUCACACUCGCAAAGCUGAUGGCAAGCCGCUUGUUGCACAAUUGGAUCCGGAUUCUCGCACUCGCGAAUCCGCACUGCUGGAAGAGCAGGACGAAUAUUAUGAGCGGGCGGCCUGGCAAACCUGUUGGGAGAUGCUGCGUCGCGGUCUUAGUGCGGCCGAGAUCCAUUCCUGGUGGGCGGAACGGAAAGAGGCGUGGCGAUAUGCUGUCAUUCGCGGCAGCGGCUUGAACACCGAAGAAAUGGCGCAAUCACCCUGGCUUCGCAUAUUGAACCUGGCCUCGAAUGCGGAGUGGCUGGAACGAUGUCAUAUUCUGGCACAAAACCCGAACAUCCAUGAUGUUUAUCAAAAGGCUGUCUACGGCCUGCUCUGUGGCGAUACAGGAGCCUCGAAGGCGGCCACGAAAACCAUCGACGAUCAUCUCUUUGUCCUCUUCAAUGCUCUGCUCAUUCAACGCUAUCUACACUAUGUACAUGCGUAUAGGGACAAACUGAACGAUCAAGGGGCUAUUGUGUACCGACCGCAGCCUGGGGCAACCGCUCGGAUUCGACAUUAUGCCACCAUGGCGCAGGCCGACCCGACAACCAAGGAUGAGAUUCAUCUACCGCAUAAACUGCUGGAAUUAGCGGUGGUCUCAAAGGACUUUGACACCUUUUUCGUUUCUAUGGGACAGGCUGCCGCUGAUAUGGCCCAUGCCUCUGGCCAAGGGAAGCACCUCAUGAGGCUCAAGGAAAUCGAGAAUCAGAAUGAUUCCCAGGAGAUUGCUCGGGUGAAUGCUCAGGAUCAAGACGCUGUUCGCAUGGUCGUCCAUCUCCAACUUUUGCUUCGAGCAUUAGGGUUUCUGGAGUCCUCAUAUGCUGGCCACGAAUAUGAGAUGGAAAACAACAUAGCCAGCUACAUUGGCUGGUUGGAACGUGAAGGGAAAUUCUCCUUGAUUCCAUUGUACGCUUCCAAAAUGUCCAAACCCAGGACUCAGCAAACUUUGGGGGAGAUUCUCAUCAACGUAACGGACCGUCGAGAGCGGGAUCUACAGGUCAAGCUGAUGAAACAGUAUGGCAUCGAUGUCUCGGAUGUCGCAUACGGCAUUUUCUCGAUCGCCAAUUUUGAUCUCAUCCAGAGACUUCGAAAUUUAGCGGAGAUUCACCCGCCCAGGAUCACGGUGCCUGGAGGGACGUACAACACCGCUCAACUGCGCCUUCGUGCGGGCCUGAUGACUGGAGAAGUCUCAGACGAGGCUGAAAGGGCCAUUCGAAGUGUGGAAUGGUAUCGAUACGUCGAUGCGGAGAAUUGGGGAGUUGCCGCGUGGUCUGUGGCACUGCUUUACAAGACUUUCUUGAUAGACGGCAAUUUUGUGGCUUUGCGGCAACUCUAUGAACGGGCCGGCCUGUCGGAGCUAUCUCUUGCUGCCGUGGGAAUGAACCUCAUUUUUGCCGACGAGGAGCCACCUCCUGAGGAGGACCAAGGUGAAGAUGAGGAGAUGGAUGACGAUCACGUCCGCCCCAUCAGUCCGACUCGCAAACAGAAGAGCCCCAUGGGCGAGCAUCCUCUGACCAGAGCAGGCACUGAUCGGGGAACCUUGGCUUACAAGUCAUUGGUUUGGAGGGAACUGGAACAGCUUGUGGGAGCUCUGGACAGCUUGGAUGUCUUUCAAGAGAUUGCAGACAAUCUAGAAGCUAACCGAAGCAAUGCGCACAUUGUACGAGAGUGCAAGCGUGAGAUGAAGAAGGCUCUCGAGGAUGUCCGGGAGAACAUGCAGCCACUUUUCGAUCCGGACUUCUUGUGCCGGCCACAAGACGAAAUGGAAGCGGUUAUGCUGACGGCGCUACGCAACCAUUACGUUCCCGAGUGCAUCUUGGCUUACAAUGGCGUCUUGUUCGCUGCGGGACACUAUUGUUCGCGAGUCUGGUUGGUGGAAUGUAUGGAAUUGGCCCAAGUGGUUGCGCAGAGUCCCAUGUUGACCGAAGCCUUUGUCGAAAGUGGUCGGAUGAAGGAAUUGGUCAAGGCUUUUGCGCUGGACAGUCGGUCCUUGCUCGAGGCGACGGAACAGGGGGCCUCAAAGUCGAAGAAGAUCAAGACGGAGAAAGGCAAUGGUGACAUCUGGAAAGUCACCUGGAAGCAGUCCGGGCCUGUGGAUCUAGAAGCGCUGGAUUAG